CGAUGAUGCGCAUCCCACGUGCCUCAGUGAUGCUGUUGGCCCGCGGCUGCGGGCCACAGCACCAUCCAACGGGUAGGCCACCCGCCCGUGACGCACACAGAUCUGGUACAAGGCGAUUGUGUCUUCCUGUCUAUGCUCAUCAGUUUCUCAGAUGUUUUCCACGGCGUGAGGACAGAGAGAGAGAGAGAGAGAGAGAGAGAUGUGGACACACGGGGAAACACACGAGCACACGAUAGGUCUGGUGUGUGUAUGUGCAGUGCUCGCACGGGGUCUGCAUCCAGGUUCUCGCAAGAGCCCCUGAUAAAAACCGGUCAGAAGACGGCCUCCCCCCCUCCCCCUCCCCCGACCCCUCCCCCACCGCGUGUGCGUCCAUGUGUGUGCGGUGUUUAGGCACGGUUGGCAUCCGAAGUCGGCUAAUGUGGGGCUCGGUUUUGCUUGGCGGCACCACCGUAGGGCUGUGGUGGGCCACGGAUCGGAUGGCCUUCCUCCGCAAGUACAUCCAAGACGAGUGAGUAUAAGUAUAGGGGAGGGAGGGAGGGGAGGCACUUGACAAGUAAGUGUUUGAUGUAUGUGUUGAUGGAUGUGUUGACUGACUGACAGCUACCCUGGCGUGGCUGCCUUCAUCGACAAGCCGGUGGAGAAGACGCUGUGGCCGUUUAUGCUGCCCGAACACGAAAGAGGUCUGUCUGGUGUGCGUCGGUGUGUCUGUCGUGCCUGUCAAUGAACGAAUCUGUGUGUGUGUGUGUGUCUGUGUGUGUAUGCAGUGCCGGAACCGGAACAGCUGCCUGGGUGGAGCGGCCCGCCGACGAUGGUAACCCGGCGAGCUCAGCGACUUUGUUGACCUUGUCAAUAUAUGUAUUGGGGUGUGUGUGUGUGUGUGCGUGUGUUCCAGUCGAUUGAAGAAGAAGAAGUCGAGGAAACACCGCCGGUAAGAAACACACGCAGGGGGCGCAGUUAGACUCACGCCCACCCUCACUCUCUGUCUGUCUGUCUGUCUGUCUGUGUGUCAAUCCACCAGCCCCCGCAGCAAGGCAAUGUGGCCGCUGGUAUCCCUCAAGAAGAAGCAGAAGAAGAAGAGCAGCCUGAGGAGGCUGAAGGGGAGGAGGCCGUGGAGGGUGGAGAGGAGGAGGCGGCGGAGGGACCGGUAGAAGGAGAGAAGAAGGAGCCGACGGAGGGAGAGGAAGGCGACAAGGACGACAAGGCAGAACUUCCGCCUGAGGAGGGCUUCGGCGCUGAAGAAGGCAAGGACUCGGUUGAGGAGAUCACAGAAGAGAAGAAACUGCCUAAGGAGCCUAAGCAGGUCCGUUUACAUGUCAUAUGUCAUAGGCCCUCACACACACACACACACACACAAACAGAGAGAGAGGGAGAGAGGGAGAGAGGGGGUGUGUGUGUACUGAUUGGUCAGUACACUGACGAGGAGUUGAAGGAGGAGAUGGCCGAGGUGAUUCGCAUGUGCGACGAAAUGGACGAGGACACCAAGGCAAGAAAACCCACCACACACCCACACACCCACCACCAGACACGCCCCUGCACACACACACACGCGCCUGUCUGCCUGUCUGUCUGCAGAUGAUAUUUGGCAUCUCUGAGAUCCCCGACCUGCUGGCCAAGUUCGAGGCUCUCCCGCCCGACCAGAAGUGGGGACUCGGCAUGAUCACCGACGAAGAGCUGCGGGCCGCCACACAGAAGAACGUAAGUGUCCUGGGGUGUGCUGUGCACACACAGACACCCAGACAGACAGACAGACAGUCACCGAAAGAGAGAGACAAAGAGAGAGUUCUGUGGAUGGAUGGGUAAUGGGUGCAGGUUGAGUCGCUGGAGGGCGGGAUGGAACCAGCGAAGAAGGAGGUGAGCCCGCCCGAUGCCGAUGCCGAUGCUGGGGCUGGUGCGGCUGGCGGUGCUGCUGACGAUUUCGCGGGAGAGCCUCCUGCAGACGACGAGUUCAAGUGAGAGAGUGAGUUUGGAAGCUAUGGACAGAUGGACAUGUGUGUGUGUGUGCACAGGGGGCCGGGCAAACCCAUUAGCGCUCUCGUGCGAACCAUCGGUACGCUUGCACCUUCGCCCGCGCAUGUGUGUGUGUGUGUGUGUGUGCGUGCAGUGGUUGACGACCCCUACCGUGACAUUGCCGUGGAGGACGCCAUCGAGGCCGAGAAGAGAGCCCUGCAGGACAAGGACAGGUAUCUUCAUGGGCUGCACACACACACACACACACACACACACAGAGAGAGAGAGAGAGAGAACGAACACGCAGAGAGAGAACGAACACGCGAAGGCACACCUCUCUGUCUCCCUCUCCCUCUGUGUGUGUGUAUCUGAUGUGUGUAGAGAUGGCGUCUUCGACCGCCUCAUCGAAGUGGAAACCGAGCUUGUGCAGCACCGGUGCACACACGCACACACACACACGCAGAGAGAGAGAGAGAGAGAGAGAUCGACACCACCCGGCUCUGAUAUCUGUCUGUCAUUCGUGUGUGCAGCAAGUUCGUGAACCUGAAGAUCGCAGAGGAGGUCCAGGCCAUGCAGGAGGCGAUGGAGCUCAAGUACAACCGCCACUUCGAAAAGAUCAUCGGCCACGCGACGGAAGUGGUACGUGUGCCUCACUGCAUACCCAUCUCUCUGUGUUUGCGUGUGCGAGACGUCUCUCUCUCACUCUCUCUCCCCCUGUCUCUCUCUCUGUCCAUGUGUGUGUGUGUGCGUGUGUGUGCAGGCGAAGGAAGAAACCCAGAAGGUCAUCGAACGCGAGUGUAUCCAGAAAAUGAACCGCAUGGAGGUGCGUCCGUGUGUGUGUGUGGCACACUGCGAAAGACAGACACACGUGUCUGUGAGUGCAUUCCUGACUGGGUCUGUCCAUGGCAUGUGUGUGCAGAUCGAGGCGAUCCGCGAGAGAGAGGAGGCCAUCAAGCAGCUAGACCACCGGUGCGGUGCCCUCCCACUGACCCACUCAGCCACUCACCGGAUCACCUGCACACACACUCACCAAAACACACGUACUGCCUGUUGCUUCGUCCCGCAGCCACAUGGAGCAAAUGGAGGAGACGAAAGAACACUUCAGACAGGUCAGUCACACCAUACCCAGACAGACAGACAGACAGACAGGUGCAUUUCUGUCACUCUCUGUGUCUCUGUGUGUCCCUGUGUGUCCUAUCGUAUGCAGGAGUUCGAGAAGGAGAAGAUGGCCAACGCCGCGAACAUCUGCUGGGUGAGUGCGAGGGUGUGACGGUCUCUGUCCAUGUCUCCGCGUAUCGUUGUUUCAUCUCUCUCUGUUUCCUUCUCUCUCUCUCGGUCGGUUCGGUCAGAUGGACGGCCGCAUGAAGACAAUGGAAGAGGUAAGAACCCCUAUCUGACUGUCUGUCUGUCUGUCUGCCACGCACAGAGAGGGAGGGAGGGAGGGAGGGAGAGAGACAAACUCAUGUGUGUGUCGUCUUGUGUGUUGUGUGCAGGCGUUUGAGAAGGAGGCGGCCUCCAAGACUCGCGUCUGCAAGCUCAACAAGAUCAUCACAAUCGUUACCACACUGCAAGAGGUACACACACACACACACACACGCACUCACUCACUGUGUAUCGAUCGAUCGAUCCAUCAGCGGCUGGCGUGUUACCGGCCCAUCCGGAGGGACCUGGAUCUGGUCAUGGAAGUGGGAAGCGAAGACUCCGUCCUCAGCAGGUCAGCCGGCGCACACACACAUCAACCGCCAGACAACACGACAACAACACAACACACACAUGUGUGUGGUCUGUCUGUCUGUCUGGGUGUGUUGUGUGCAGUGUGUUCGCGGAGCUGCCGGCGUCGUGCGUGCAGAUGUGCGAGGAAGGGGUGCCCACACUCUCCGACAUGAGGGUCAGCCGGCCACCAAGCCGCACUGCUUGUUAUGUAUCCGUCCUGUGUGUGUGUGUGUGUGUAGAUGACGUUUGAGAGUACUCUGCAGCGCGACUGCGUAAAGGCGGCCUUUGUGGGAUCUCGAGUGGGGCUCCCCUGGCACUUCGCAGGUACGCACCUGCAUGGCAUGUGCUUUGUGUGCACCCAAUCGACACAGACACAGACACACACACACACACACAUGUGCUCUCUCUCUCUCUGUGUGCCUCUGUGCCUGUGUGUAUAUGUGACAGCCAACGUCUUCUCCACGUUCUACAUGGUGCAGAAGCGGCCGAGAAGCCACUACGACAUCGACGUCGAGACCGAAGGCAAGUUGUGUCGCUGCACACACACACGCACAGAGAGAGAGAGAGAAAGAGAGAAAGAAGGAGAGACCACAUUACACGCUGUGCGUGUCUGUGUGUGUGUGUGCCCUGCAGCCGGCGGUGGCGAGCUGCGCAUGAACCUCGACAACCUCAGCUCGGCCGCCUACUGGAUCCAGCAAGGUACACCAGACGCACACAUGGCAGCGCGAGUGCAUUCCCCCGUUUCCUUGAUUGACUGAUGGAUUGAUGCAGGGGACUUCGACCGCGCCAUUCGCCACCUGGACCGCCUCUCGAACGACAAGGCCCGCGAGAUGGCGCAGGAGUGGGCCGUGAAGGUCAGAGACGUCAUCUGCCUGCACCGGGCGAUGGAGGUACGCCGCACCGACCCACUCACUCACACACGCACACACACACACACACACGUGUGCCUGCCUGCCUGCCCGCCAUGUGUGCAGGUGCUGAUAUCACGUGUGGAGUGCCUGAAUGCGAGUGUCCUGAACUGAGCUACAGCUGCCUGACUUUGCUUUGCUUUGUGCUUGCUUUGCUUUGCUGGGGAGGGAUUCGACGCGACGCGUGUUUUGGCGUGUUUGGGUACAUAGUCAGUGUGAGUGGAUGGAUCGAUUUGUCAGCCGAGAGUGAGAGCACAAGCACACACACACACACAGUGUUUAAACCCAUCCAUCCAUCAUCUUUUUCGGUGUCUCGGCGGGUAGGGAGUUUGGAUGCUGAUGGUGCUGUAAAGGUCGGUGUGCGUGAGGGAGGGUGGGAGCGAGGGAGGGUGGGUGUGGACAAUUGUGAGAGCACAGAGACGCACCAUAGCUAUUGGGCAAGACGAGCAAUGUAUGGGUAAUGCAGACAGACACACGCCUCUGCUGGGGCAAAUCAUGAUGCUGGCGAUCGCUUAAUCGGUACUCUCUCUACCUCUGUGUGUCCGUGUCUGUGGCGUGCUUAUUCCCUCUCUCGCUCCC
This is a messenger RNA of Vitrella brassicaformis, 5147 nucleotides long. The record is from the annotation of a GenBank genome assembly. NCBI's taxonomy places the organism in Eukaryota, Vitrellaceae.